Molecule: messenger RNA, 1280 nt
Organism: Nelumbo nucifera (sacred lotus)
Lineage: Eukaryota; Viridiplantae; Streptophyta; Magnoliopsida; Proteales; Nelumbonaceae
Product: putative gamma-glutamylcyclotransferase At3g02910
Cellular component (GO): cytosol
Molecular function (GO): gamma-glutamylaminecyclotransferase activity
Source: RefSeq, a predicted model, not a curated record
CGUCUCCCUCUUUUGAUCGCAUCACUCAGUGACCUCAACCGGACCCACGACAACCUCAGAUUCUGUCCGUUGCUCCAUUUCUUCCCCCCUCCCUCUCUCUCUCUCUCUCCCUCUCCCUCUAUAAAGAACGGACCUUUGAUAAGAGAAUCAAAGAGGGAGGGACUGAGAGACUAUUAGGUUUCUAGUUGGGCUUUUCCGGACACCAUCGGAGCAGCGCAGAUGGGCGCCGACGAGGAGCACCGAAGCUUGAUCUUCACGUAUGGGACCUUGAAACGAGGCUUCUUCAAUCACAACCUUGUUCAGGACAUGAUCCGAACAGGGGACGCCGUCUAUCUCGGCGUUUACCGAACGGUGGAGAGUUACCCACUUGUCUGCGGUCCCUAUAGAGUCCCUUUCCUCCUUAACCUCCCGGGAUGCGGAGAGCGAGUUUGGGGAGAAUUGUACGCCGUGUCCGCACAAGGGCUCGCUCGGAUGGACGAGUUGGAGGGAACGAGUCGAGGGCACUACGAGAGGUUGCCGGUGGAGGUAUGUUCGGCAAGCAGCGGCGUCGAGAGCGGAGAUGGAACGAUCGUGGUGGGUGCGGAAGCGUAUUACGCGCACAGGAGUUACGGAGAAGAGUUGUGGAAAAGGAAUGGGGAGAAGGGGUUCAGGAGGUAUUCCGAGAAAGAGGCGAGUGGUUACGUGAGAAGAAAGGAUAGGCCUCAGCAUCUUACUUUUCUUCAACAGAUUCAGUUGUUUUGUUCUCAUUCUCUUCCCCCUAUUCCUCCUCCUCCUCAUCAUCAUGCGGUUGCUUUGGCCGAUUGAUCGAUCGAUGAUCAGUCAAAGAAUUUAAUAUUUGAAUUAGCUCGAUUUUUGUUGUUGUUGUUGUUGCUCAGGUUUUGCAUCUGAAACCUGGUUCUGGGUUUAAUCUUGCCCUUGGUUAAGAAUAAGGAUAGGCCUUUAGUUGUGACUUGUUCAUGUAUGCAAACCUUAAUAUUUGAUAUUUGUGGUUCUGGUUCUAGUUCUUUUGCUGGCUUUAUAUCAUAAGGCUAAAGGGCAAAGGCUCUUGGGUAGCUGUAGUUCCAUACUUAAAUUUCUUCAUUUUCACGAGGACUCAAGUGGUAGAUGAGAAGUGUUUGGAUGUUGGUCCAGGGGGAAGACCCAUACAUAUAUGCUUGAUUAGAGAUGAUCUUGUGAUUCCAGAUGAUCAACUUCCAGUUGGGGGAUUUUAUAUGGAUGGAACCUUCUAUGAGUAGAAUGUGAACAUGGAAUAUGAUUUGUGAUCUACUUGGAUUAGAAUC